Molecule: messenger RNA, 1047 nt
Organism: Dissoconium aciculare CBS 342.82
Lineage: Eukaryota; Fungi; Ascomycota; Dothideomycetes; Mycosphaerellales; Dissoconiaceae
Product: electron transfer flavo protein subunit alpha, mitochondrial
Exons: 1
Coding region: 13-1047 (344 amino acids)
Cellular component (GO): mitochondrion
Molecular function (GO): electron transfer activity; flavin adenine dinucleotide binding
Source: RefSeq, a predicted model, not a curated record
CACUCAACCAACAUGGCGGCGGCACCUCUACGAAGCGGUCUUCUCCGACAGACGGCGACAUGCUUGCGUCAGAGUCGUGCCACUUUCUCCCUCGGUCGUCAUGCAUCUACCCUCGCUGUCCUGGAGCAAAGAGAUGGUAAAUUGAACAUCAGCUCAUUGGCCUCCGUCUCAGCCGCACAGAAGCUUGGAGGAAGCAUUCACGGAUUUGUCGCCGGGUCCAACAUCAAGGGAGUCGCGGAGGAGCUCGCAAAAGUAGAGGGUCUCGAAAAGGUCAUUUUCGUGGACAAUGGCGCAUACGACAAGGGCUUGCCGGAGAACUGGGGCCCUCUGUUGGUCGAGAACAUCAAGAAGGGAGGAUACACACACGUCCUGGCCGGCCACUCAGCGUUCGGCAAGAACCUCCUCCCUCGCGUCGCCGCGCUCCUUGACGUCCAGCAGAUCUCCGACAUCACCGCCAUUGAAAGCGAGGAUACCUUCGUCCGACCUAUCUACGCCGGCAACGCCAUCCUGACCGUCCAGUCCGCUGAUUCACCGAAGAUCAUCACCGUCCGAGGAACCGCCUUCCAAGCAGGCUCGACGACGGGCGGCUCCGCCACUCUGGAGGAGGGCGCCGACCCCAAAGUCGAGUCGACCACCGAAUGGAUCAGCGAGGACCUCGCCAAGAGCGACCGACCCGACCUCGGCAGCGCCGACAAAGUCGUGUCCGGCGGCCGCGGCCUGAAGUCGAAGGAGGAAUUCGACCGCAUCAUGCCGCCGCUGGCCGACGCCCUGGGGGCCGCCAUCGGCGCCAGCCGUGCGGCCGUCGACUCGGGAUUCGCAGACAACAGCCUGCAGGUCGGACAGACGGGCAAGAACGUGGCGCCGCAGCUCUACCUGUGCGCGGGCAUUUCGGGCGCGAUCCAGCAUUUGGCGGGAAUGAAGGAUUCCAAGGUCAUCGCGGCGAUCAACAAGGAUGCGGAUGCGCCGAUUUUCCAGGUCGCGGAUGUGGGACUUGUGGGCGAUUUGUUUGAGAAGGUGCCGGAGUUGACGGAGAAGCUUAAGAAGUAG